Messenger RNA from Aspergillus oryzae RIB40, 6726 nucleotides. Its product is annotated as putative myosin class II heavy chain (MHC). The transcript has a single exon. Gene Ontology annotation, cellular component: cytoskeleton. The coding region runs from base 1 to 6726 and encodes 2241 amino acids. NCBI's taxonomy places the organism in Eukaryota, Fungi, Ascomycota, Eurotiomycetes, Eurotiales, Aspergillaceae. The record is from RefSeq and is a predicted model, not a curated record.
AUGCCUCUAGAUCUAGACCCGUCCGUAUCUUUCGCCAAUUCGGCGCAUUCUCCGCCGUUGCACUCCAUCGAUACCUCCCGCCUGCGUGACGAUUCUCUUUUGGCUGCUCCAUUGACAUCGUCCUUCACAUCGCCAGGUGCGUCGAGUCUCUCGACCACUGGUUCUCCUGGCCGUCGGAACUCUUUUAAAGGGACCAGCAUAACUUCAAAUCCGCCGUCCACCCUCCCCACGUUGCCGAAGUACCGGGCUGCUUGGGAUUCGUCCACUUCGUCCCCAGAGAACAGAAAAGCUGAAAGCAGCAUCUACUAUACGACAGCCUGGGGCUCCCCGUAUGCUGCACCUAGCCCUCGGAGACUCUCGUGGUCAUUGAGUCAGCACGCUGGAAUCGGCCGAGGCUCUAGGGAUAGCUCCCCGACUUCGAUGCGCAGUGGUAUUUACAACGGGUCCGAAACGAAUAACCCCGAAUUGGUCUUAACGUCCGCCCCCGAAGAGCCGACUACCCAUCUGCACGACAGUAUUCGCAACCGCUCUCCAGGAAGAGAUAUAUUUGGCAGAAGAGGAGGGAAGUCGAUCAAAGAUUUCACACAGGAUUGGAUCAACCAAUAUCUCUCCGGCCAGCCAAGGACCGAACGCAGCAACUGGCUGAGCGACGACUCUGGCAGCGAGGCCCCAUCGUUUUUUACAGCUCAAAAUCAUUUCGCAGACGACCUCUCUGACGACUGGCUUGGUUUCGAACAAGAUAAGCGCGAAGAAGACUUACUUAGAACUCCGACAUUGGCCGACUUUGCGAACCGAGGAGCAGGAACUGGUAACGGAGAAGGUAGUGCCGCUCGUCAGAGAACUAAGGAAUAUUUACACAGAAGAGCGGAGACACUACGACAGGAAGACUUCUGGGGUUUCGCAUACGACAAAGAUCCCCAAACCAUCACUAUGGCGGAUACCAAGGAGGUACAGCUCCCCACUGAACCGGGAGCCAAGGCGCUGCCUUCAGUUGAAAAGCCACUUCCUCCUCCCCCAGCAGAUGCAUUGAACGAAAACCCUUUAGCUAUGGAAAACACGACAAACGCGGAAGCCAAAGCUGUGAAGACGCCAGUUUCAGACAAGCCUGCACAACGAAUUAGAAAAAAAGUUGCUUGGCGCGGAAAAGCAUGCUUCGUCGGGCUUCCACCGGAAGAUAAGCGAGGCAGCGAGGAGUCUGGGCACCGGUUAUUGACUGUCGAAGAUGUCAACAGGCGCCUAAAAUCAUGGGAGGAGAAAGGUUAUGACGUGCGCGGAUUUAGCGUCGGUGCAUCAGAGGAUUAUUUGAAUACAGAAUUGGGCGGACUUAGUCGUCCCACCUGGCCCGAUGCUACUGAAGUCCAAGAAGAAUGGAAUUCCCGGAGCUAUACCGUUUGCUUUCCCAAUAAAGCCGUAUGGGAUGCAUAUGUAAACUUCCUUCAGGAAGAGAAGUUACGAGCUCUGGGUGUAUUUUUGGGUGAUGAUGAAGUACAACCGUCAGUUUCACCUGCAUCGGCCGCCAUGAGCCAGAUGGCACCCUUCCCUGGUCUUGUUUCCUCACCACCAAUACCCACGGCGUCUGCGGCUAGUAACCCACUGUCGCUGUCUCACCCGUUCUCUCCCCAGUUGAGUCAAUCCACAAAUGCCCGCAAUGGUAUGGGUUCUUUGACUUCUCCUGCUUCACAGUUCGGUGUACAAACACCCUUUCUGGGGGUGGAUCAGAACCUUCUUCCUGGAUAUCAUAUUCCUUUCCAACCUACACCUCCUGCACAGGGUUCUUUGACCCCCCAGAGUUUCUUCAAUGCACGCCAAGCAGGCGCGGCGUCUACUCUUGCUGGCACACUGCCAAACUUAACCUCUAUAUUAUCACCAGUCUCUCCGUUGAAUGAACAGAAUGCGUUCCACCCCGGCCUGAACGAACAAUCUGGACUACCGAAAGAAACAUUCGGCGAUAAUAUGGGUUAUGACAUGCAGGAUAACAUGACGGAAGGCCAGCUACUGCGUCCUAUACGCACCCCUACCGAAAACCCGGAUAACUUCCAUGCUUCGACUGUUGAGAUCGCCCACCCCACGCCUCGUGGCCAUAGUCGUGGUCACAAUCUGAGCGAGACACUUCAGAAAGGCCUUGACCAAUAUGCGCAGUCUGAAUACCACUUGGAGGAGUCGAUAAAUAGACAAUUGGAUGAAGGUGACCGCGAACCUCACGGUUUCAAUAGUUCGGAUAUAUUAAAGUCUCGGUGGGCUCUACCAGAGAAUACCAACCACGAUAUCCAACAUUUGCCUCAACAUGUGCAUCAAUAUUACGGCGAAGCAUACCCUGGAGAUAACGCACAGGAAGGCUCAGAUAUCGAUACUAACCCCAGUCUUUCCGGUACACCUCAUGGACCGCUUGCGAACCAUAUACCUUGGCAUGAACCAAAACCAAGCGCUGGGUCAUACGGCGGCGGACACCGCUCGAAGCUUUCGUCUUCUACUUUGAAUGUUGAUGCGAAGGAAUUUGACCCGACAGCGCCUUCUUCACAGGCCUUCCAAUAUCAGGAUAAUUCCUUCCAAUUCCCGGCGGCGGGCCAUCCUAUGUUUGCAUUUGGCUCUGGUGCGGGCUUCAAGCAGCCCGCAGGUUCUUUCAAUGUGACCGCUCCUUCCUUCACGCCAGGCUCUUUCAAUGUCGCUGCCCCGGUUUUCAACCCAACCAAUAAUCAUUACUCGGCAGACCCUGAACAGUCAUCAGGCGGCAGAACUAAGAUCUUUGAUGAUGUCGACUUGUCCCAAGCGCAGAAGCUUACCAAAAAGUCGAAAGCUAUUCCCAUUGUACGCCCGGAUGAUAACGAGGCUAAUCAGUACAACGAAGAGGCAGCAGAGAAUGAAAAUGGUCGGUCUGCCGCUCCUACAGAUCGCCACAAACGUGCCCGCCGUAGUCUUGAGGGCCCUGAUGGAGAAGCGCAGAUUAGCGUGUCUCAUGCGCUGUCAGAAAACAUUAAUGCACAAGCAACACAGUCAUCUAACACAACCCAUGUAUCUGCAGGAGGCAAAGAGAACACUUCGCCUGAUAAGGACGGUGUCAAUUCAGUGGAGAGGGAAGUCGUUCCAGCCCAGGAUCGCAAACCCCAAGAGCGAAAGGACACUCCUGUCAGUGAAGCGUCAACCUGGAUGCCUUCUGAUACGAAAGAUGAGAGCGCAGACGCACGAGCAGAUACAUUGGAACAGAACCAGGCGGCGACAACACAGCCCGGGCCCGAAGAAGCUGGUGACGAGAAAACAGACCCAAAGCAACCACUAGCAGUCGAGGCAGGUACCCCUUUCAUUGUUCCCAAAGAGAAAGAGCAACCCAUGGAGGAAACUACCGAUACUCGUUUGAACGGAUCGGUCCUUUCGGCAGACGCAAAGCCAUUCGAAUUCAAACCAUCAGUGCCUGAUUUUAUUCCCGUUGUGGUCGAACAGCCGAAGACAUCUCCUGAAGACGUUGUCAAGAAAGGUGACAUCAUGGCUUCACAGAAUGCUGUCGCAAGCUCACCAGCUGCACACAAGGAAGACGUGGUUCCAAUUGAGCCGACGCAAUCAGGAACCGAUCCAUCCGGUGAUGAGCUGAGAACAGGCGCUCCUCAAUCUGAACGAGGCGUAGGACGUGAGUCUGAGGAGGAGUCCAUGGAUGAUGCGGAACUGAAUGCUGUUAUGGAACAGUUGAAUGAAGACUCGGAUGUAGGAAUUGAGAGGUUAAGCACACCUCAUCCUACAAACCGAUUCCCUGAAUCGGUUCUUGGGCCGUCAAAAGAAAAGCGACAUGUCCACGCAGAGAUCAGAAGUGAAGCCCCAAGCCCCAGUCCAGGAAGGGGUCAGAUGUCCCAAGCAUUGAAUGUGCCCAAACUUGACUUUGAUGCCCAAUCCCAGUUCUCAGCUACCCCCUCGAAGAACUUCGCCUCCACUAUCCACUCGCCCAUCCGACAGUUGGUUAGCCGAAACGAUCACAUCAGUGACUGGGACAGUGUUAUCUCAUCGGGCGAAGACGAGAAGCUAGCGAACCGGAGCAGAUUUUUUGAUCGCCGCAUUCAUGAGCUUGUGGGCUCGGUUGUUGAGGAGCGCCUCUCUCCUCUCGAGCGUGCAUUGAUAGCUAUUGAGAACUCCAUCUCCACAAUCACCUUCGGAGGAUCUCAGAACAAAUGGUCAUGGAGUGCCUCUGUCGAGGGUGAGGAAAGCGAUGCCGACGACGAAGAAGAAUAUGAGGAGGAUGCGUCCUACAGAGAAAGAUCCCCCGCUCGCCAAAGAGGUCGAAAGUUUGACAAAUUAAAGAACGUGGUUCUAGAAGCAUUGGCGAGUCGUGACGCUCAGCAUGCCGCAGAGAAGCCUGCCAACUCCGAAUUCGCCCAACUUCAACAAAGUGUUACAGACCUACAGGCUUUGACACUGAAGAAACUCUCUCAAGACUCUACGACCGAUCUGAGAGAAAUGAUUGAAGAGGUUGUCUCAGCCCAAUUCAGCCAGCAGAAGCCUCGCGCCUCGGAGGCCGAGGAGAUCGGUGCUGAUAGCCUCAUGCUUCAAAUUGAUGGCCUGAAAGAAAUGCUAAGGGUAAGCGAUGAGCGUGCUGAGGAGGAAUACAAGAAGCGUAGAGAAGCGCAGGACUCUGUUGUAGAGCUUCAGCACCUUCUAAAGGUUUCUGAGGACAACGCUGCUCGCCACAGCGAGGCUGCCGAAUCUGCCGAAACUCGUCUGCUCCAGUUCAAGGAAGAAAAGAUUCCUUAUUUCGAACAGGUCCAGUCAAGGUCCGAUGCACUUGAGCAAGAACAUGCCAAACUCAAGUUAACUCUAGCCGAGAUUUCUUCGAAGAACAUAUCCCUCGAAGGGACCUUGGACGAAUACAGAUUCUCUAGUGACCACUGGAAGCAGGAGAGCGAACAGUCCAAGGCCCAGAUCGAAGAAAUGAAAACUGAAAAUAAGGAUCUACGUGUCACUAUCGAUCAUAUGAAGUCGCGGAUCGAGGAUGGAUUGAGUGUAAGACAAAAUCUAAGCGAAAAAUUCGACCGCCUUCAAGACGAAAUGGCGACCGUGACUCGGGACAUUACUCGCGACCAGGCCUCCUGGCGCAAACGGCAAGAAGAGCAUGUAGCCAGGUAUAACGAACUCCAGGCUGCUUACAACCGUGAAGUGAAACUUCGGGAGAAACUUGAGGUCGACAUCAGUGAGUUGGAACAGCAGGAGCGAGAAGCGGCGAAGCUGAAGUUUAUCUUUGGUCAGUCUCAACAAGAGAAUGCCCGGUUGGAAGAGCUAGUGGCAAACCUCAGAAUUGAGAAUCACGACCUAGAGAUAAAGGCGGCUCGCUUUGAGCGCGAGUUUAACGAGGCACGGGAGAGCAGUAGAGUUGAAAUCCAGCGUACCAGAUCUUCGUUGGAGACAGAUGUUGAGGCUGCUAACAGUCAGGUCAACAUUGUCCGUGCGGAACUAGAAGCACAAAUCCUGCGUCUCCAGGGUCAACUGGAUAGUGUCCGGCUCGAUAGUGAUACUGCACAACAACGCUACGAGAUGCUGCUGGAGGAGGCCAAUGAAACUAAGGCCAGUGCUGUGGCCUCGAUGGCGAACACCCAUGAACUUGCUAUGGAAGAGCAGCGCAAGCUGCAUGAGCGCAUCCUCAAUGAUCUUCGCGAGCGCCAUGCCCGCGCCUUGCACAAUGCAUCUGAGGAUAGACAGCGCGCAGAAUCUCAUUUGACGGAACGCUUGGAACUGUCGGAAGAUAAAGCUAAGCACCUUCAGGAUCGUGUUCAUCAUCUAGAAGAGAGGCUCGAAAUUGCUCAGUCCGCUGCUCGUGCUGCCGCUGAAGCCGCUCAGGCAGCCCAGGCAGCGAAGGCAGCUCCUGUGGCCUCGUCUUCAGCACACUCUACAUCCCCAUCGUUGUCAUUCAGCGAGGGAACUAUGGUCCCUGAGAAGAUCUCUCCUCAGGCCUUACGUGAGUCAAUUCUUGUCCUACAGGACCAACUGCAGCAGCGCGAAACCCGCAUCGAGGAACUGGAGCAAGAGGUUGCUUCUUUCGACAAGGAUGCACCGAAUAAGCUCAAAGAGAAGGAUACAGAAAUCACCUGGUUACGUGAACUUCUUGGAGUCCGUAUCGACGAUCUACAGGACAUCAUCAGGACUUUGUCACAACCAUCGUUUGAUCACAACACUGUGCGUGAUGCCGCCAUCCGUUUGAAGGCCAAUCUGCAAAUGCAACAGCAAGAAAAGGAGAGGGCUUCGUCCGGACAGAGUUUCCCCAGUUUUCCUUCCCUUUCCGAGUUGACUGUAUCACCGCGCUCUCUACCCCUCGCUGCCGCUGCCGCAUGGGGCAACUGGCGCAGGGGGAGAGAAACCCCUAAUACCGGCACCUCUGAACAAACACCGUCCAAGCCGAGUAAUGCAACUGCUUUCCUAUCCGGACUUUUGACACCUCCUGGUUCUAACGCUAGACAAGCCACUCCAAAUGCGACUGCUCCUGUUACAAGAGGUUGGAGACAACCAUCAGAGAGUCGCCCCCUCAGAGGCUAUGAUACUACCCCGAGACAAACGUCAGCACGUGCGAGCAGAAUGCAAGAACUACCAAGAACUCCCCCUCUGCUGCGCAGGUCAAGCUAUGACCAUGAUGCCGAGCCCACCGACUAUGGAGAGGGCUCUUGGGCAGAAGAAAACGAGAGUACGGCUGAUGGUCUCGUCUCGGCGUCACCUAAAGAGACCGGAGAUGGUCCAUUUGGACCGCAGAUAGCAUCUUAG